GAGCCCAGAUGGCAUCCUGAGUUUCUUUCAGACAAGCCGCAAGACUCUGACCAUGGCCAAGAUGGAGCUCCCGAAGGGCUUCUCUGGCCAAUGGACAUUCCUAUCUGCCCUCCUCAACCUGCUAUCACUCAGCCUCUCCACAACAUCCCUGCUCAGCAACCAGUGGUUUGUGGGCACACAGAAGGUGCCCAAGCCCCUGUGCGGAAAAGGUCUGGCAGCCAAGUGCUUUGGCCUGCCAGUGCCCUUGGAUGGGGGCAGCGGCAACACAUCAUCCCAGGAGGUGGUGCAGUACAGCUGGGAGGCUGGGCAUGGCCGCUUCUCCUUCCAUACCUUCCAGAGUGGCCUGUGGCUAUCCUGUGAGGAAAUUGUGGAAGAACCAGCUCCAACCUCAGUCCCUAAACAAUUUAGAGCCGUUCAGACCAGUGCUACAGUGGCAGCAAAUGGGGAGAAAUGCCGAAGUUUCUUUGAACUCGCACCACCAACCAAGAGAGAGAUCCUAUGGUUAUCAAUGGGAGCCCACUUUGCCUACGUACGACUUGAACUCAUCAGUCUCCUCCUGCUACUAACGGACCUGCUGUUCACCGUGAACCCUGGCUGUGGGCUCAGGCUGAGCGCUUUCGCCGCUAUUGCCUCUGUCCUAUCAGGCCUUCUGGGGAUGGUGGCGCAUAUGAUGCAUUCACAAGUCUUCCAGGAAACUGCCAACUUGGGUCCAGAAGACUGGAGGCCACACGCUUGGAUUUACGGCUGGGCCUUCUCCACGGCUGGGGUUUCCUUCACGUGCUGCAUGGCAUCAGCGGUCACCACCUUCAACACAUCCACCAAGCUGGUGCUGGAAUUCAAGUGCAGGCACAGUAGGAGCUUCAAAGGAAGCCCGAGCUGCCUGCCCCGUUACCACCAGUGUUUCCUUCAACAGCUGUCAGGUGCAGCCCACCCGGGGGGUCCUUUGACCAGCUACCACCUGCCGCAGCCCAUCCGCUCUGUCUCUGAAGGAGCUGACUUCUACGCAGAGCUAGACAACAAGGGAUUCCAACAAGGCACCAGCCAGGGGCUAAAGGAAGAGCUGCCUGCGUCAUCUGUAGAACAGUGUUAGGAGUAAGUGGGUUUGGAGAGCAAGGCUGAGCCCAACCUUACAUGUUAUCAACACGUGCUUAAGCCAAAGUCUGUUUCUUGAGCAUGGUUUUUAGAGGUUAAGAAAAAGGGUAUGUUAAAGUCCAAGUCCCAGGGGGGUUGCCUGGAUGCCACAGCUCCCUUUCCCUUCACAACUCUGUCUCCUUUCACCGUCUCCCAUAUCUCACAUGUUCAGAAUUCCCUUUUCUCCUUUACUGAUUGCUUUUUAUGUGCUGAAUUCUGGGGCUAAGCACUGGAAAUAGAGAGGAGUAAAAUGCAGUUCUGCCCGUUAGGGGCUUAUAACCUGGUCAUCUGUCUGGGAUUUGUAGAAAUGGAGGUGGGAAAAUCAGCAGCCAAUGACUGUGGCUCAAUUUUCCAUGGUGCACUUGGAUUUCCUAAAGUCACAGAAGGGAAGACAAAGGCGCUCCUAGGAGCUCUGAUAUGCAGAUGUCCCUCACAUUGCCUAUUACAGGUUCUGCAUCCGCACAGUGGACAUUCAAUGAAAGUUUAAUUAAAUAUUAUCCUAGAAGCCAUUAGGAGAUGAGCAUGGAAGAGAAGGCUCUGACCACAUGCAGGGCCAGGCCCGCUUCCAGGAAUGACCCAUAGAGGCUAUUCAGACAGGACUGUGGUGCCCCAGUGGGGAACCCCACAGGAGAUUUCCCCAGUGAACAAGCUGUGGCAU
This is a messenger RNA of Miniopterus natalensis, 1789 nucleotides long. NCBI's taxonomy places the organism in Eukaryota, Metazoa, Chordata, Mammalia, Chiroptera, Miniopteridae. The record is from RefSeq and is a predicted model, not a curated record.